This is a messenger RNA of [Torrubiella] hemipterigena, 1255 nucleotides long. Lineage: Eukaryota; Fungi; Ascomycota; Sordariomycetes; Hypocreales; Clavicipitaceae. The record is from the annotation of a GenBank genome assembly.
CGUUUACACUAUAAUUUAGACUCUCGUCCGCGCAUUAGUAGCGUGCAUCUGUGUCAGUGUUUGAAAAUUGUUACUGCUCUCAGUCCUUGUGACGUAUUGAAUAUUCAUUAUCCAUAAACAAUAUUAGCGGCUGCACUAAUGGGAUCCGAACAAGGCAACUCCACGGGCGAGACGCCCUUAGAAUCCCCCGCCAUGAAUAUAAUCCGUCCUUCGCUCAGCCGUACACCUGGUGAUUCACGUCCAGUGGUGGUCAUGACAUGUGGCAUCGCAGGAGCUGGCAAAAGUACCUUAGCCAAGAAUAUCGUGCGCGAGCUGCCGAACUUUGUUCGACUGUCAGCAGACGGUGAAGUCUUCAAGAAGUAUGGACUCUUCGCCAUUGACUAUCCGGCCGAGAAGUACGAGGAGUAUCUGGACGAGGCGGCGGAUCUUGUUCGUAAUGAGCUAGUGAGGCUUCUCCGCGAUGAACCCGACAAGGACAUUGUGCUCGAUCUAUCCUUCUGGAACAAGGAGUAUCGCGACGAGUACAAGGCUCUGGUCGAUGCUGCAAAGGCAAGAUGGGUCCUCGUGUUCCUUGAGGCCAACAAGGAAACGCUUUGGGGGCGAAUCCAGAGCCGGCGGGCCAAGAGAGACGGUGCCGCGCUCGGGGAUGCCGAACGGAAUGGUGACUCGGCGUAUGAUAUUAGCGAGGAGGUCUUUGAGAUGUACUGGGGUGGCUUCGAGCGGCCUGAAGGCGAGGGGGAGGUUGUGGUGCAGGCAGCCUAGUGUUUGACACUGCGAGCGGUGAUUUUCUUAGUGAUUUGGCUGUCCGUAUUGUUUUUAUUCUGUUUGGCUACAAUGGUGAAAAACGAGGGCUGAAAUAUUUUAUGUUACCUUGAUAGACCAAGUCGUACCGGCCAGGGACAUCACUUGUAUUUCGUAUAGAUUGUGGAAACUGCAUGUACGUGUAGCAAAAAGAGAACAAUCUUAUUGGGAGGUAAACACCCAUAACGCCUGUAUAAAUGUCGAUGUGGCAAAUUUUAAUUACAUAUCCAGCUCCAUUCCCAUAGAAUACAUUUCCAGAAUUCGCAUAAACUUGGCAACAAAAGCCUCCAACUGGAAAACGACCUUGGUGCCCGUCUUGAUUCGGUGUUCGAAAAAGGCAGACCACAUAAUGACGUCGCCCUUGAGACCAUCAUCCACCAUGGCCAACAGCUUAAAUGUCAAGGUCUUGAGGAUGGUAGUGGCGGGGAUGCAGUGUGUAAGCAGGUCGUAGAAC